ACAACACAAACAAGCGCCGCUCGGAAGAAAAGUGCCGCCAAUAACACCAAAUCCUUCCAACAAGCAUGACCUCCGAAUGUGCAGUGGCUUCACGCCGGGACUGAACUUCCUGUAGGAGAAAAAUUUGCCUGCAAGACAUUGCCGCCUGUUCAGUCCGCCGCCGGCUGUAGCCUCUAGCUUGUUGUGUUGGCGCCGUGACACAAGGGGACAAAAGCGUGUAGGGACGACAAGUUGUGUGGGGAGGGGACAACCCUGUGACAUCAUCUGCACGACAGUUGGUACAAGUUGUUGUCACAGCUUGUCGAGACACCCUUCACAAGAAGAAGCUGCCUGGAUGAGUGAUUCAACUUCACCUCUCAACUCAGUCUUGAGGGGGUUUGAACAGCGCUAUUAAUUAUGGCUCAAUUGAGCCCAUUGGCCCACACGUCGCCCGGUGGAAAGCGCAAACGGCCAGGCAGUCCUGACGAAGCAACCCCAGCAAGCAAACGCGGAAACGACAUGCCUUCAGCUUUCGGUCUCAUCGACGCCAAUACCCCCGAGGAACGCUCGGACCUGAUGGGCCCCCGGCCUAACCUCACGCCCCUCGGCACCAUCUCGUCCAGCAGCACGGCGUCCUUCUCCUCGCCGCCGCGCCUGUCGCACACACCGACCACGGACUUUCAGCCGCCCUACUUCCCCCCUCCCUACAACCUUCCCCCGCAGCAGACGCAGCACGAUUUCCACCACCCGAUGAACGCCGACCCCUACUCGCACCUGAACAGCCUGCACCACUCCCAGCACCAGCAGUACCCCCAGCUGCACCAGCAGCGCCCGCCGCAGCCCGUCCUCAGGCACCGCGAGGACGAACAACACCUCCAGCACAACUUCCACCCCGGCAUCAUCCCACAAAUGACACCGAGCUUCGACCGCCGGCCAGAUCUCGACUCCUACCCCAUGCGCAGGCCAGAGACCAUCAUAACAAAUCCAAGAUUAGUCCCUAUGAUCGGCGCCCAGGCGAAUUAUAUCCAAGAGUUUCGCAGUCUGAAAACUUGGAGAGACACAGAUGCAGAGGGCGCUGUGGACGACACGCCGAACUACAUCCCUGCAGAAAACACCAGCUCCGUCAUCAGAAGAGUUGGUAUCAGGCCAAAGAAUAACCAUGUUGGAGACAACAAGGACAUGCAGCUCUCCGGGGUGACCUCUCCCACAGAUGUGUUCUGCUCGGUCCCCGGUCGCCUGUCCCUGCUGUCCUCCACCUCCAAGUACAAGGUCACGGUGGCAGAGGUGCAGCGCCGACUGUCGCCCCCAGAAUGCCUCAACGCCUCCCUGCUAGGCGGCGUGCUCAGAAGAGCGAAAUCCAAAAACGGCGGUCGGUGUUUGAGAGAGAAGCUGGAUAAGAUAGGACUGAGUUUGCCGGCGGGAAGACGCAAGGCGGCUAAUGUGACGCUGUUGACGUCGUUGGUGGAAGGUGAGGCGAUACAUCUGGCGAGAGACUUCGGUUACGUAUGCGAGACGGAGUUUCCCGCCAAACAGGUUGGAGAGUUCGUUGCUAGGCAACACGAUCCCAGUGAAGUCCACGCCAGGAAACAAAUGAUCAUCGCAACCAAACAGAUAACGAAGGAGAUUCAGGACUUGUUAGCUCAGGACCGAUCACCGCUGUGCAACAACCGGCCCCAGGCCAUCCUGGAUCCCAACCUGCAGCGCUGCCUGACGCACUUCUGCCUGAUCACGCACGGCUUCGGCACCCCCGCCUUGUGCGCAGCCUUCACCGCCCUUCAGAACUACCUGACGGAGAUGCUGAAGUACUUAGAGAAGACCUACCCGUCCUCGGGCGGCAACAACACAACAGGCGCGCACCAAAACAGCAUGGACGCGCCCAAGAACGGCACGGACAAGAUGGAGGACGGGAAGUGAUGACGAUGAUGCGAGGAUUCUUCAUCUUUCUUUAUGUCCAUGACAUGAUUUGACGACUCCACCCUGCCACCCCCAAACAGCCAAUGGCAGACCUUCUUCUACCUGCUAAUCACACAUCACAGCCAAUAGAACACGAGAAUUAAGAAAAAAGAACUUCAAUCAGCAAAUGAACAGCCAAUCACGAUCAACAAUCAAGCAGUCCAAUCAGAUACAAGUGAGCGGUGUUCCGUUAACCAAAAACUGUUGGCUACGAGUUUUCCGGACUUGUACUUUUGAACUGUUGACUUUGAACCGAUGUAGGUUGGAUCAGUGAUGAUAUGGACAUGCUCAUUUGAAAUGCACAGAUAUAACAUUCUUUCUACCGACCUUCAUGCCAAAAAACAGAGUGCCAUGUGUCUGAAAAUCUAGGGGUUAUGCGACAGUGUAUUGAUGCCAUAUGAACUCUUCUGUGUUGGUGGUGGAAAUGUACACAUAGGAAUUUUUUGUCGUUUGGAAACUAUAUCAGAAUUAUUAUUGUGCCCUUGUUGCCAAGGUAUAUAGACUUAAAAAAUCAGUACAUCAGGGAAUGGAUGGGGUGAUUAAGUGGAACAGGGCUAGAGGGAUCGAACCCAGGACUCUUGUCUCUAAAAGCAUUAGAGCGACAUAUCAGAAUGUUAAAACGACUCUACAACUUGCAUCUGGAUGUUGGAGGGUCUAAUCAACAUUUCCUGCCAUAUUCCCCACGGCCACUUCUUCCCCUCCGGCAAGAGAAAUUAAAUUAUUAAUGUAAUUUGAAACCACAAAACGUCAUAACCACUUCAACAUUUUCGAAUUACAAGCCACGAAAACCCCUAAACGACUGAGCAAUUAUAUUUCUCAAACGUGAUGGAAUAGGGAGAUUUUUGAACGGGGAACUAAUUAUAUAGAGAAGAGAAACUGGUGGGGUGAUUUUAUCGACCAUUCCCUGUGCCGGGGAUAACAAAGGGUGUCGACUUGUCCAAAGAUCUAGCCAUAUUGGUCUGAUUUCCGUGGGAAUUAUGGAUUUAUUUUCCACGUACCAACCUUUUUGUUAGAUAAGGGAAACGCAUACUACUUGACACCCAAUUCGUUCCAAUGCUGUAUACAGACGAAGCCACACAGACUGAUUACAACAGACGGAUUCGACUUGUAGCAAUAACAUAUUUAUGAUAUUUACAGCAAUAAGGCAUGUUGAGUAGAACAACCGCCUGAAGGUGCCCUGUCUCGCCAAAAAAAGGGAACAGGGGAACACUCUUCUAUAUUUGGAUGUGAAGUCGACGAUAUUCUGGGACCCUGGGGGAAGGAAAACGUGCCAGUUUGUUAACACCCAGCAAUAAUUUUGUACGCUUACGGUAUAAAGCAGGCGGGUAGUGGAGUCGGGGGCCAUCGUGCAAUGGUAUUUUCUUGGUGCAAAGUCAUUGUUAUUGUUUUUAUUUUUCUUUGUUUUGUCUAUUGUGUUCAUAUACGCGCUUUCCUGGAUCGUCUAUUGAACGUGUUUAUGAUGAGCCAUGAAAACUCACUUUUGAUGAAAAACCUUGUAUUUUUAGCGGUGGGAUAUAUGGAUACAAUAUCCCGUGUCUGUAGAUGUGAAGAAGUUGAGACUUGUUAUAACGGCAAUCCGGGGUAGCUGGGGAUGUAGGUUGAGCAGCACCUAACUCCUAAAAGGAGGGUCAGCUGCCUAUGAUAGAUGUUUGCAAGGUGUUAUCUUUUCCGGUGCUCCAAGAGCGCCCUUUUUGGUGGAAUGUUGCUUUCUAAGGGUUACUGUAAGUUUUUCUAUAACGAUUAAUGGAAGGUGCCAAAGCUGUAUUGGUAUGAAGGGCAAUAUAUAUAUGUGUGUAUAUCCCAUUAAAUAUUCGAUGUGCUGGCGGGAAGAUGGGAAGACUAAUAUCGUUGUUUAUCUUUGUCAGAAGAAGAACUAUUUCCACAGACACCUUCACAUUGUUUGACGUCACGUCCGGUUCCGGUUCUUUUCCGUAGUGUGUACGUGUGGCGGCCAUGAUGAUAUGAUAACUACCGGUCGGUUUGUGUGUGUACCACACAGCUGGGCUACAUCUUUGUUUACAGCUAUUUAUAAAAAAAUGUUGAAACUUAUUAUGUUCUUUGAAAAGAUAUUCAUCCGUCGUCAAAUUUACAUAAAUAUAUAUAUGAUAUGUAUAAUAAAUAAAUCGUCUGGGACUGACAGGAUGUUUGGAAUUUU
Branchiostoma belcheri (Belcher's lancelet) is the source of this 4087-nucleotide messenger RNA. Its product is annotated as transcription factor AP-2-epsilon-like. NCBI's taxonomy places the organism in Eukaryota, Metazoa, Chordata, Leptocardii, Amphioxiformes, Branchiostomatidae. Bases 397 to 1893 code for a protein of 498 amino acids. Gene Ontology annotation, biological process: anatomical structure development; regulation of transcription by RNA polymerase II; regulation of cell population proliferation. Gene Ontology annotation, molecular function: RNA polymerase II transcription regulatory region sequence-specific DNA binding; DNA-binding transcription factor activity, RNA polymerase II-specific. The record is from RefSeq and is a predicted model, not a curated record. Gene Ontology annotation, cellular component: nucleus. The transcript has 9 exons.